UCAAGAAGCCAUCGAUAAAAUUCAAAAUACCAAAUUUAGAUAAAUAAAUAUAAGUGAGCCGUGGCAAGAAUAAAUGCAACAAUUUAAAUAAUAGUGCCGAUUAUAAUUUAGCUAAAAGCAGCUAAAAUAUAUAUUUUUACAAUAAAUACAAAUUCUUAAAACUUUUAGAUUAGUAUUGUAAUCGUUUAAUUAAUAAUUUUUAAUAUUUCGAGAAAGAAAACGCAAGAUAAAUGGAAGACGCUGAACUUGAUUCUUCUGAACUUGGCACCCACUCAUAUUGGCAGCAAGCAUAUAUCAAAGAAAUAAACAACUUCGACGAGAAUGGGGAUCCCGGUGAUGUCUGGUUUGGUGAAGACAGUGCCAUAAGGAUAGUUAACUGGAUAUGUAAAUGUGGAAUUGACAAGGAUACUGCAAUUAUAGAUUUAGGUUGUGGGAAUGGCUACACGUUAUCAGAACUCGCGAGGGAAGGCUUCACGAAUUUAUUGGGUAUUGAUUAUUGCCCUGAAGCGAUAAUAUUGGCUGAAAAAGUUGCUAAGAGUGAGUUUCCAGAUUUGAAAUUUCAGGUCUUCGAUAUAACCAGAGACGAUGUGAACAUUCUGGGCAGGAAGUUUGGUGUUGUCCACGAUAAAGGGACAUAUGAUGCGAUUAGCUUGAACCCCGAGAAUCCAAAGGAGCAUCGUCAGAAAUAUAUAGAAAAAAUGGUGGACAUGUUGGAUGAUAAUGGUAUGUUUAUAAUAACAUCGUGCAACUGGACGGACAGUGAAUUAAUAACACAGUUUCAAGAUAAAUUGAAACUAAAACAAGUGCUACCAACACCACAGUUCAAAUUUGGCGGGAAAGUCGGAAGUGUUGUGUCGUCUGUGGUCUUUGAAAAAAAACAGUGAAAUAUAGAUUAUUAAUAAACAAUAAAUGUUGUUUAAGUGCCGGCAAUAAUUAUGUAUUCAUGAUUGUUUUCUACGAUUAAUAUUCGAUACAGAUGUCAUAUUGAUUUAAUACUUUUAUAAAAAGAAAAAAAAAAAACUGCCAAUCAAAGAAAAUAUUAUUAUUGUUGUUUUAUUAUGAAUGUCGUUUAUUAAAUUUUGAUAUUUCACGUUCGUAUUCUGCGGUGAGUUUCGAUUUUCUUAUUUCUGUACAGGUCUUCCAUCAUGGUGGACUAUGCGGGAUUUCCGUCUUUUUUAUUGCACCAGGUGGCGCUUUAAGAAGUUCAGUGUAAAGUGUUUUAAAAUGGCAUAAGAAAGUGAGUUUUGU
Molecule: messenger RNA, 1248 nt
Organism: Vanessa atalanta (red admiral)
Lineage: Eukaryota; Metazoa; Arthropoda; Insecta; Lepidoptera; Nymphalidae
Product: EEF1A lysine methyltransferase 2
Exons: 5
Coding region: 231-884 (217 amino acids)
Biological process (GO): peptidyl-lysine monomethylation; peptidyl-lysine dimethylation
Cellular component (GO): cytoplasm
Molecular function (GO): protein-lysine N-methyltransferase activity
Source: RefSeq, a predicted model, not a curated record